AUGGCGGGCUCAGUCCUGCGUCCAGGCGCUGCCGUCCAGCUGCUUGCGCGCAAGGCACACAAAACAGGCACAGGUAGCACUAAGAAUGGGCGAGAUUCAAAUCCUAAGUUCCUGGGCAUCAAAAAGUGCCACAACAGCUUCGCCUUCGUCGGCAACAUCAUAGUACGGCAGCGCGGAGCAAAAUUUAAGUGCGGAAUCGGGACGAAGAUGGGCCGGGACCACACCAUAUACGCCGUGAAGAGUGGCCGCGUGCAGAUUCUAAACCACCGCGUAUCGGUGUUAGACCUCGUCGCUGAACGCGCAAUGCUGUCUCAGCAGCAAUCCACAAGCUACUUCAUGGAGCCGACGCUAUACACAUUGAGCAAAUUAUGGACAGACAAGGCCGACAAAGUUAACAAGUGA
Molecule: messenger RNA, 402 nt
Organism: Babesia bigemina
Lineage: Eukaryota; Apicomplexa; Aconoidasida; Piroplasmida; Babesiidae
Product: ribosomal protein L27, putative
Exons: 3
Coding region: 1-402 (133 amino acids)
Biological process (GO): translation
Cellular component (GO): ribosome
Molecular function (GO): structural constituent of ribosome
Source: RefSeq, a predicted model, not a curated record